AUGGGAUGCUUGGACCCGUCUGGGACUCCACGUGAGUAUGAUGAGCGUUUUAGGUACAACUGUGAGGACUGUGUCUGUGAUAGGGCAAGCCAAUCAGUGUUCUGUAAGCCCAAAGAGUGUCCUGAUGUAAAUCCUGAGAUCUGCACUGAGCGCGGCUUUGUGCUGGUCAAUGUCACCAAUCCCUCAGAGCCAUGCUGUAGCAAACAAGUUUGCCAUUGUGCCAUUGACAUGUGCCCAAGUGGAUCAUGUACACAAGGGUCCUGCAUUUAUGAUGCACCAGACAAAACUAGACAUGUUCUCAAGAGUGGAGAGGAGUACAAGUACAAAUGUGAAACUGUUACCUGCCAUCGAAUGAAUGGCUCGUUUGUGAUUGAGAAGAACAACACAGAAUGUCCUUUCUUGAGUUCAAAGGACUGUGGGCCUGGGUUUAAAUAUGAGAAAAAAGUUGGAGAGUGCUGUGGAACAUGUGCACAAGUUGCCUGUAUUUAUGAUGCACCAGACAAAAUCAGACAUGUUCUCAAGGAUGGAGACGUUGACAAUUACAAAUGUGAAACUGUUACCUGUCAUAAAUUGAAUGGCUCGUUUGUGACUGAGAAGACCAAAACAGAAUGUCCUUACUUGAGUUCAUUUGAUUGUGGGCCUGGGUUUGAAUAUGUGAAAAAAGAUGGAGAGUGCUGUGGAUCAUGUAGACAAGUGGCCUGUAUUUAUGAUGCACCAGACAAAACCAGACAUGUUCUCAAGGAUGGAAAGCAGUACUAUUUUAAAUGCAUGAAUGCUACCUGUCUGAAAAGGAAUGGCAUGUUUAUGAUAAUGGAGAGCUAUAAGCAGUGCCCGCCCUUUAAUCCAGAUGACUGUGUGCCUGGAACAGUGCAAUUUGAUAAAGAUGGAUGCUGCCAGAUCUGUGAAACCAGCAACUGUGUUCUUGAGAAGAACGUCAUCCGUCUGCAUGUGAAAGAUUGCAAUUCCAUCGAGGAUGUAGAAGUUGCAUCCUGCACUGGCCACUGUGACGACGGAUCAAGGUAUUCGAUGGAAAAGAACAUCAUGAUGCACAACUGUUCUUGCUGCCAGGAGGAGAAAUUCAGCCAACGACAGGUGAUGCUGAAGUGUGCCAACAGCAGCGAGAUCCUUCAUGACUACAUUUAUGUUGAGAGCUGCAGAUGCACUCCUACCAAGUGUGACGAAUACACUGAAAAGAAGAACCCUGUACAAUCCCCGGAACACUUCUGGGAACAUCCGAAUUUGAGAGAAAAGGUGUCUGUUCCGACCUAUAAGAAUGGAAUUAAAAUUGAGGGAAGUCCAACAAGUGUCAAGAUCUCGAACAAACAUGGAGUGACUGUCUUCUGGGAAGAAGACAACUCUCUAACAAUUGAACUUCCUGAGAAAUACAAAGGUCUGACCUGUGGACUCUGUGGAGACUUUAAUGGCAACAAGCAUGACGAUAUCACUGUUAGCGGUCCAGCCACAUGGAAAGUUUCAACACCAACUGAAACCUGUGAGGACGUUACACUUCCUCCCAUUGAUCAGUGUGACCAGAUUGAAAUAUUGGUUCCAAUGAGACAAUCCUCUUAA
Sinocyclocheilus rhinocerous is the source of this 1569-nucleotide messenger RNA. RefSeq names its product mucin-5B-like. The transcript has 16 exons. Lineage: Eukaryota; Metazoa; Chordata; Actinopteri; Cypriniformes; Cyprinidae. The coding region runs from base 1 to 1569 and encodes 522 amino acids. Gene Ontology annotation, cellular component: extracellular matrix. The record is from RefSeq and is a predicted model, not a curated record. Gene Ontology annotation, molecular function: protein binding.